AGCAGAAACAUACGAAUAAGUGAAUUUAUGGAGAAAUUCGACAAACUAAAUCACGGAAUCAUCAGCAAAUCCGAGUUUUGUCGGGCACUGGACUCUUCAAACAUAAAACUAAACUCCAACCAGCUUGCAAGUAUUUUCACAACACAACGGAGAUUGGAUUUGGUUCCAAUGUUUAAGGACUUUGAUGUGAAUAAUGUUGGGAGUAUUUCCCGGCCUCAGUUUGAUCGUUCUCUCUCUCUAUUGGGAUUGUCGCCCAUUUUAUGUCGAGACACUCAAGAAAUUGUCCAAAAAAUGUUUGGAAAGAAAGUCGGAGGGCGGGAGGACAUUGACUAUGUGGGUUUCUGUGAGAAGAUUAAUCAACUGGCGGGUUUUUGUCCUACUUGA
This is a messenger RNA of Octopus sinensis (East Asian common octopus), 384 nucleotides long. RefSeq lists its product as uncharacterized. The record is from RefSeq and is a predicted model, not a curated record. NCBI's taxonomy places the organism in Eukaryota, Metazoa, Mollusca, Cephalopoda, Octopoda, Octopodidae. The annotation marks the transcript as partial. The transcript is spliced from 2 exons.